Solanum dulcamara is the source of this 5699-nucleotide messenger RNA. RefSeq lists its product as uncharacterized. The transcript has 2 exons. The record is from RefSeq and is a predicted model, not a curated record. NCBI's taxonomy places the organism in Eukaryota, Viridiplantae, Streptophyta, Magnoliopsida, Solanales, Solanaceae. Bases 610 to 2250 code for a protein of 546 amino acids.
AGGCUAAAUAAGAUGAAGGUUUUAUUUUUAAGUACCAUCAUGGGAAUGCACACAGAAAGAUAUUUAAGCAAAAUAUGAUGAAGAUUUUAUUUUUAAGAAUGAAUAACUAAAGCUUGCAAAGAAAAUAUAAAAAACUAAAUAAAGUGAAGGGUAUUUUUGUAAACAAACAACUUGUUCUUAAAAUUUAUGCAAUGCAUAUUAUUUUGAAUACAACGAACUAUCCCAACAUAACUUAUCCCAUAUAACUAAUUCCAGUAUGACUUAUCCCAUCAUAACUUGUAUUCAAACUAAACGACCCCUUAGAUAUUAUAAUUCUCUUUCUGAAAUCUUAUAAUGUACUCAAACACAUCUUUUAAAUAUUGUUUAUGUUAUUUUUAAAAAUCUGUUCUUAUUAAUACAAGGGACACGCACGAGGCGCAUACAUUAUGACUAGUUAAAAAAAAAGGAAAAACUCAAAAAGGUUAGUGAAUUGAUUGCAAAUUUGCAAUAUGGCGUCCUCGAAAUCUGCGAACAACAUCUGACUUCUAUUUCAUUUCAGAGGAACACACUUUCUCUCGCUCAUUCCGCCUUUCUUCCUUCUUCCUCUUCAUUUUCUCUCCUAAAACCCUAAUGGAGUAUCCCUACUUCAUCAAUGGCCCCCAAACAAACCGAUCAAAAGCGAUGCAAUGGUUAUUAACUGCCGAAAAGCUCUUAGCAAAUCGUGAUCUAGUUGGUAGCAAGUCAUUCGCCAACGGUGCCCGUGAAUCCGACCCAACAUUAGCACCCGCUGCUGACCGAAUACUUGCCAUUGCCGAUAUCCUGAAUGCUGGAGACAAACGUAUAAACAAUGAACACUUUGACUACUACUCUAUCCUCCAAAUCCCUCCUAACCAGACCCAAAAUGCCGAUUUCAUGGCCGAGCAGUAUCGCCGGUUUAAUUUUCUUCUGAAACCUCAGAACGACAAUUUCCCGUUUUCUGAUCAGGCUUUCCGUCUUGUUGUUGAUGCAUUCACAGUUCUUUCUGACCCCUUGAGAAAAAGUAUGUAUGAUAAGGAGCUCGGUUUCUUCCUUAACCCUUACCCAAUUGUCGCUUCUACACCUACCCCUGUGCAUCAGAGUGUUUAUCCUUCAAUGCCCAGUUCGAAUGCAGACCAAAUGAUAAUGAAUUUUCUUACUCAAGAUCAAGGGUCACAUGCUGCUGGAAUAAGCUUCAGUGAAGACCCACAAGCUGGAAUUUCUAUGCCAGUGACAUAUCUUACUCAUGAACAAGAAACUGUGACCUCUAUGGCAAGUUGGCACAUUGAGCAGCAACCGCAACAACCUGUAACGUUUCUGAGACAACAAACACAACCUGUGACUUCAAUUUCAUUUUUGAACACAGAUGAACCACCUGCUACAUUCUUGAGUUUGAACCAACCACAGCCGGUAACCUCUGUGAGAAGCUUAAAUAGAGGAAACCCACAAUUUGGUAUGGGGUUGGGAUCAACACAAGGGCAAGAACCGGUGGUUACUGUAGAGCAGCAUGGGAAUCAACAGAGCCCGGAGAGAAAUGAGAAUGUGGUGGGAGUCAAUGCAAAUAAAUCUGCAAGUACUGGUGAUAAUGUGAAGGAGAAAGAAGGGAAUGUAGAUGCAUCAGGUAAGAGGAUACCGAGUUUCUGGACUGCAUGUCCUUAUUGUCUUUUUAUGUAUGAGUACUCUCUGGAUUAUACUAAUUGUACUUUAAGGUGUCAAAAUUGUAAGAGGGGUUUUCAAGCUGUACCAAUUGCAUCUCCUCCUCCAGUUAUUGAUGGAAAAAAUAGUAGUUUUUGUUGUUGGGGAUUUAUGCCUUUUGGAUUGUCUUUGGAGGAUUUUGAUAGAAAUACAGAUAACUCUUCGAGAUGGUCUCCAUUUUCUCCCAUGUUUACCUCUCCGCGAUUUGGGGGAAUUGGAGGGAGUAAUGUGAAUAAUCUUGGCAGUUCACUUAAUGCUGGUGGAUCAAUAAGUGGGAGUGGACAAAAGCAUUUUGCUCCAAGAAUAUGUGUUUAUGGUGAUGAUGCUGGUGUUUUUUUUGAGGCAUCAGAGUCAAGCGAGGACUCAGAUGUGGAUUGGAAUCGGAACAAGGAGAGGAAGAAAGCAAAGAAUGUGAAGCGAAAGAGUGCAAGGACUGGAACCCCAAGAAAAAAGGCCAAGAAACAGCACACUGACAAGGCAAAAACUGUUGAAGGGAAUAAUGAUGGCAAUUUGCAAGAUGGUUUAGCAACUGAAGGUGGCGUAGAAAUGCCCAUGCUGUAGCAGUCGAGUCAAGUAGCAGAGGUGUCACAAGUAAGACAAUAAGACACCUGGGAGGAUUGCAAAACACUUGAGGAAUUUGAUUUGUAUGUGGAGUUCAGUAAUGAGGUUGAAGAGCCUAUAAUUCAGAUGGGCCGAGAAAAUGAAGCAGGGGAGGGAGAGGAUGGUACUGUUGAUGUAAUAGGGUUUUUUGAAGGUCUUGAUGAAUUCUUAGUAGUUUUCCUAUACUUAAUGCUGUGGUUGGUGAUAAGAUGGAGGCUGCCUGUUAUCACUCCUUAGUCUCCGAGCAGUUUACAGUAGUAGUUGUUUGCUUGUAGUAGUUAUUUGCAGUUUCUCAUUCUAGUAGUAGUUAUUUCUUUGUAGUAGUUUGCAGUUUCUCAUUCCAGUAAUGUUAGGAAGUCAUGUCCAGUGUCCUAGUUUCUAGGGGUAGUUAUCUUAUAAGUAUUGUAUUUGAACUCUAUGUUUAUCAUGAAAUCUAAGCAGAAAAUUGUUCCAUUUUUUGAGUACUUUAACUCAAGAGAUUGCAAGUUCUCUCUUAAAGAACCAGCACCAUAGGUCGUAGGAAGAAAACAACAGAUUUCAUCUUGCAGCGUCCCAUUACUAGAUCCAUAACAGGGGACCGUAACACUGCCUAGCAAAGUAAGGCACUUCUUUGGUUGUAGUUGUUGCUUUAAUUUUUUGUCUCCUGGAUGCUGUAGUUAACAAUGGUGUAGAGUUACUCUGGCACUUGUUUUGAUGUUUCUAUUUUAAUGCUAAUUUGUUACUAUUCUCCUCCGAAGCAGAUUCAGUAAUCAGCUUACUUCUUCUAUCUCCAUGCUCCUUGAGUAAUCUUAUUAUUAGUUAUCAUAGUUUUCUUUAUAUUGCUUAGUUCUUCCAUUCUAAUAAGAUCAUGUUUUCAUUUUUAAGAGAUGAAAUGGGGCUAUCAUGGGGUCUCAUUUCCCACUAUAUGAUCAUUGUAAAACAAAGUUUAAUUGCAAGUUGAACUCCUGUCUGUGUCAAAAAUAGUCAUUGCAAGGUGACAACAAAAUAUCUUUCACUUUAGUUCUGUCCCUUGUUAUAGCAUGUGACAUCAAUGUUUUCGACAUCUGUAAAAUUAAUCUUUCAGCCUGGAAUGCUCUGAAAUGCUAAGCUCCAACAAUACUCUCAUUUGAGUGUGCUCUUUUUUAAAUAUUCAUGUUUUGUUUUAUAUGUGAUUGGUUGCUUUGAAUUUGGAUCUCCCAAGUUUUUUGUGAUGAUGGGUCCAUGUUUGAUAUUGCUGGUCUUUGAUGUUUCUUUUUCUUAUUCCUAAAUGAUAAUUUUGCUGAUACAUGUGUGCUGCAUAUUGUUCAUUUAUAAUCUCAUGCAAAAUGUAGAUAUUAAUUUUUCAUGAGAAUCAUCACUUUUUUCGGAGUAAUUUCACUUUAUUUUAAAAUCAAUGUUUGGUUAUAAAAUUUCCAAGUCCAACUUGGAGUUGGAUUCCAAAUUUGGAAAAGUGCUUCAAACCUGUUUUCCAACUCUUAUCUUCAUAAAAUCCCAAAAAAGUGCUCUCUUCUAUCUUUUGCAAAACGUAUAACCUAACAUAACUCCAUCUUCAUAUAAAAUCCAAUAAAGUGAAAAAUCUUUUGAAUCUAUGCCCAAACGCCUACUAAAUUACAAUUCAAAACUAAUCCAUGAAUCAUAGUCAUAGACAUAAAGAUUUCAAUCACAUCAGACGCGGGUUUGAGCCCUAUACUAAGCAAAUUAAGCCUAAAAUUAGGAUUGGUUCUUUCAAGUGCUGAUGAUAGAGUCUUGAGCUAUGAUGAGAUGGAGAUAGUGGAAGUAGUUUCUGAUCGGGAGGCUGUGGCUUUGUCCCAUGCUACUGUUCUUGAAGAGUCUCAGACAACGAGGGAGAAACUAGAAAUGAGAAAUUGUGUGCUGCAGCAGGCUAAAGACUAAAUAGAAUGCUAUGAAGGCAAGCCAGACAAGGACUUUGUUUCUGAAGGUGAUGAACAUUGGAAUGAGGGGGCGGAUGCACUCAAAUUUGGGUUUUCUCUCCAUAUUUCAAGACGAGAAAGCAAGCUUUGACCAGAAGAUUUUUUUUAACACAAUGGUGAAAACACACACUUUUCUCUCCACAUCAAAAAAAGUUGCGAUAGAGAUAUCUUCGAAAGAUGCUGGAAGGUUUCCAGUAGAAAUGAGUCACUUUCAAUUGCAUUUACUGGUCAGGCGGACUUCUUGUCUUGUUAAGUGCUUGUGUAUCAAUAAGGGCUUUGGAUUUUCUACAGAUGUUCCUACUUCUUUGCCUAAUCAGGUGAUGGGCGAUGAGAAGAGAGUAUUUUAGGUUUUGUUACAUAUGGUAGGACAUUUAUUAAAUGUCUGCAUUGGACAAGGCUCUGUUAUAUUUGGAGUUGUUUUAGAGACUGGAGCUGAUGGUGGGAAUGACAGUUUGAGGUACAAGAAGAUAAUGCACAACAGAUGAAUAUGUGACAAUAAAAUCAUAUAUUGAGGUUAGUCUUGAAGGCUUUCAAAUCAGAUAGCUCAAUCUCCAAUUCAUUUUGGUGAAAGACGGCAUAACAUCAGGGAGGUGUUGGAGGGCUGAAGUUUCAGCAUUUGCAAAAAGAUCGUCCAGAUGAUGCAGGGAAAUAUAUGGUUGUCCUUGAAUGCCCAGGGCCAUGUGCAAGUGAUGACACUCAUUCUGUGAUUUCAAGAACAGUUAAUCUUUUAGGAAACACAUGUUUAAAUAGAAACCAGCUCAAUGUUCAGAGGCCUUCAUGUACUCCUCGCUUAUGAUGAGACGCUUAAUGAUGUAAAUAGACUGGUAACCAAAAAGUGUUUCAACCGGUUUUCAGUGCCUGAGUGCUCUAGAUCCUUCACUGACAACCUUUCAAGUUGUCAGCCAGGAUCUUCAAAUGCCAGGAAUGGAUGAAUUUGAAGUAGCAUUGAGGGUGCGUAAGUUCUUCAGCCGUAGUUGGCCAUUGAUCAUAACCCUGACUGCUAGUUCAGAGGAACACGUAUGGUAUCUGCCUACAGGUGGGAAUGAAUGGUCUAACAAGGAAACCUGUUCUCGUACAAGGCUUAGCCGAUGAACUUCAACGACUCCUUCAAAGGGGUGUUGGUGAUGGCUUGUGGGGUGUAGUACUAAUGGUGAAAAGCAAACUUCAAAAGGUUCCUGGAGACCUUAAUAUCAUGCCCCCUUGUGGAGAUUGCAUUACAUCUUUGUUAGAGCAAAUCAGCUUCUUCCUAACGAUACGUCUACUUGCAAUUCAGUUUACUUGGCAUAUGUUGAAGUGAUAAUGUCAAGAUAGUGGUAUGGGUUCCAUCAUUUUUCCCCCAAUAAACAGGAAGGAUGUUACUGAUUUGAAGAGAGACUUUUAAUCCUUGCAAGCUGAUACCAGCUUCUCACCCAUGAUCUCAAUUAAACCUUGUGGAAGUCUUAAAGCUUGAAUAUUGCACCUGACACAUUGUUAGUUUUGGUUACAAACAUCAUUAAACUU